AUGUCUCGAACUCCCGGCGAGUCUUCAGGAUCUGGAAAAGAUACUCAAGAUACAACUCCAACUCCUUCCGGCAUGUCAACACCAACAAGUCCCACAGAUACGCGGCAUCCAUUAUCAAGAUCUAUCUCACAACAAAAUGACGGUCUGGCCGAAAGUUUUCAGUCCACGGACACAAUACGACGGAGACCAGAUAAUGCAGGAGGAUAUGGAACUAUUCAAUCGACUCCUCAAACUCCACAACUUGGCGACGGCCAUAGAAACAGCGAAUCGUCCAUGACUGGCGAGCGACCGCAACCUGUCAGUUUAGAAUCUUCACGAUCAUUUCAGCCAGCCAGAUCUCCCAUGCUAGGACCUUCCGACCGCGGUCGAGCAGGUCAGCGACCAAAGAAACCUCCUAUGCCGCGUAGAGCUUCAUCAAACGUACAAGCGCCUCAUAGAGGGCAAGAAUUCUCGGUAGAUGAUGAUGUGACCGAGAUGGAAGAAGAAAUGAACAAGCAACAGGCGGGACUUGGAAUUGGGGGUAUUGCAUCCGGGUUUGGACCUUCCAGACAUGGUCCUGGAUCUGUGAGGAGACGACCUGCUCCAACUCAGCCAACUUUACCAAGACUAGAUUCUUCUCACGAAGAAGAAGCAGAAGCGGAGGCUGAAGCUGAAGCGGCGGCCUCCACCAGUGGUGAAAGGACAAAAGAUGAUCAAAUGACUAUAUCGGGCGAGGAUACUUUGCAGGGAGAAGAUGGUAUCGCAGAGGUGGAGGAAGAGGAGGACGAAGAUUCUUUAAGUGAUGCGGAAAGUUUCACACUCAAGGAUCGUCAACAAGCAAUAAACCAAACCCAUCCUUUCGGUAUAAGAAUCUGGAAGCCUGCCCUGUACAAAAAGAACCGUUCAGUUCAGAAGACAGCAGAAGGCGAUAUUCAUUCAUCUCCUGGUGGUCGUGUCAACAAGUGGCUGAUCUUCUUUAACAUUAUCUGGACACUAGUUUUUGGAUGGUGGCUGGCACUUGCAGCAUUGACUGGAGCAUUGGUAUGCUUCGUCUUCGGAGCAGCGCCGAGUGCUAUUGCAUAUGGUCGCGUACUCUUAGACCUCGCUGGCUAUCUUUUCUAUCCUUUUGGAAAGUUCGUUCGACUCGAACAAGACGAAGCAUAUGCUCACGAAGAUGAAGGAGAGGGCCGCACCAUCACGGAAUACGAACAAUGGCAAAGUGGAGAUAUUGAGGAUGGGAGACUAUUCUUUGGACCUCAUCAUCCACGAUCAAUCGUAGGUCGAUCAAGAAGAAGCAUUGACUCGUUUGGUGGUAGCGAGACGGAUAGUUUACUCGGUCGUUCAAGACGCGGUACUCAUCGAGAAGAUUCAGCACGCCCCAAUAAAAGAAGACUUUUUGGAAGGGGUCAGUGGAAUACUGGACGAGUUAUCUUCUUUCUAUUCUUUUACGGACUGAUCACGCCACUACUUUUUAUCGCCUCUGGUAUAUGUUGGUUCCUUGUCUUUUGGAUCCCCAUGGGUAAGGUUACAAUGCUACUAUUUGACCACCUACGUCGACAUCCCUUAGCUUUAUCUUUCCAAUCAGAUUCAGCAUAUUCUCGUGGAUCUAUUCCAAAUUCUUCGAUCCUCGUAUGCACAUAUCGCGCCGUGGGCAGCAAGUACUGGAAAUAUACAGUAGACGGGACAAACAUUUUCUUGAUAAAUCUCAUGGCUGUCGUUUUGUUCGUCAUCUUUGACUAUUGGGUUCUUCUGGAGAUGCUUCAUAUGAAAAUCACAAUCACUCAUCCGGCAUUUUUGUUCACUAUGGCCCUACUCUCUAUUAUCCCUCUUGCCUACUUCAUAGGUCAAGCUGUAGCUUCUAUUUCUGCCCAAUCCUCUAUGGGACUGGGCGCUGCGAUCAAUGCCUUCUUCUCUACGUUGGUAGAGGUCUUUUUGUAUUGCAUCGCUUUGAAUCAAGGUAAAGGGCAGCUUGUUGAAGGAAGUAUUAUCGGUAGUAUUUUCGCUGGUAUAUUGUUCUUGCCGGGUUUAUCCAUGUGUUUUGGUGCCAUCAAGAGGAAAACUCAACGUUUCAAUGUUAAGUCUGCUGGUGUGACUUCGACGAUGCUACUAUUUGCUGUCCUUGCCGCAUUUGGUCCUACUCUGUUCUAUCAAAUAUACGGAACCCACGAACUCAACUGCCUCUCAUGCACCGACACGUAUGAGUCAACAAGUCGUGAUUGCCGUCGUUGUUAUUUUUCACAAUCGCCGGCGUUGAACGAUAGAUUUUACCUCGAAGCUGUCCGCCCAUACUGCUGGUUUGCCGCAGUGCUUUUGUUUCUUUCGUAUGUCAUUGGGCUAUGGUUUACUCUUCGAACUCACGCGGCAGUCAUAUGGAAUAAUGAAUCAGAAGAUAAGCAAAAGCCGGAAGUCAAUACUACUAAUUCCCAGCAACCUUCAGGUGGCGCCCCACAAACCCGCGCGCAACGACACGCUCAGGCUGCUUCCGAUUCUCGUGGAAAUGAAAUUCGGGACUCUCAACUAUAUAAACGCAUCCUUGGCCAGUCCUUAAAGCAAGCCGGCAUCAACCCUAAGGACUGUACUCCCGAAGACGUUAAUCAGAAUGGUUCAGCACAGACACCUCAUUUAGUUCCACCCAAGAGUGCUGCAGGAGAUAGUACAAAAUCUGAUUUCCAAAUACCGGGAUUCACAGAGGCUCAAAAUACGACAUUCGUUCGCGAAGUAGCUGAAAUGGCUGCAACCGCUGCUACAAUUGCUGCUCGAGAUGCAGCCCGACCACCUCAUCGAAAGGCAUCUACUACCCAUGCGCACAAGCUGCCUCCUUUGAGAACAACUGCUGUGCAUACGGAGCCCGAAGAGGCUGUUAACGCAGAGGCUCAUGCUACAAGUGGUGGUCAUGAUGCGCCAAAUUGGAGCCGAAUGAAGAGUUCAGUGAUCUUGUGUGGUGCUACUGUUCUUUAUGCUCUUAUUGCAGAGAUUUUAGUCAAUACAGUCGAUGUAGUUCUUUCAAACGUAGCAAUUGACGAGAAGUUCCUCGGUAUCACAUUAUUCGCACUUGUUCCGAAUACAACCGAGUUUCUUAACGCCAUUUCAUUUGCAAUGAAUGGCAACAUCGCAUUGUCUAUGGAGAUCGGAUCUGCUUAUGCACUCCAAGUGUGUCUACUACAGAUUCCGGCUCUGGUUUUGUUUAGUGCCAUCAAUGGCCAAUGGUUAGAAGGUUCUGAACUCGUCGAUAAAUCUUUCAGCCUCAUAUUUCCACAGUGGGAUAUGGUGACGGUCAUCCUUUGUGUGUUCUUGCUAAGUUACAUGUACGGUGAAGGGAAGAGCAACUACUUCAAAGGUUCUAUUCUUCUUCUUAGCUAUCUAGUUGUCAUCGUCGGCUUCUGGUUUUCGGGAAUGACGGAUCUCGAAGCUAUGGGUGCAAGCCGUUUCGAUAUCAUGGAAUCAGGAGGAAGUUUCAAAACUAUCGGGAGAGGUGGAUCCGGUUUCAUCGCCGCUCAUAUCCUCGAUAUUCUUCUCUCCCGCGGUCACACCGUUAUCACAACCGUCCGUUCCCAGCAAAAAAUCGAUGCUAUCAAAGCCGCUCAUUCAGAUGUUCCUGCUUCCAAAUUAGAUUUCUUCAUCGUGGAAGAUAUUGCAAAGGAAAAUGCUUUUGAUGAUUGCUUAGAGAAGUUUGGGGAGGGCUUGGAGGCCGUGUUGCAUACUGCUAGUCCGUUCCACUUCAACGUGACCGACACCAAAAAAGACCUUCUAGAUCCCGCCAUAAUCGGCACAACCGCCAUCCUCCACGCUAUCAAAAAGUUCGCCCCCUCUGUAACCCGCGUCGUGGUAACCUCUUCCUUCGCCGCUGUUCUUGAUGCCUCGAAGGGAAACUGGCCCGAUCACACAUACACCGAAGAAGACUGGAAUCCCAUCACCCUCUCGGAAGCGGUUGAAAACCCAUCUAACGGCUACCGUGCCUCCAAAACCUUUGCCGAAAAAGCCGCGUGGGAAUUCGUCGAGAAAGAGAAACCCAAUUUCACACUUAGCACCAUGAAUCCUCCUUUGGUACUAGGUCCCAUUGUUCAUUACCUGAAUUCCUUAGAUGCGUUAAAUACAUCUAACCAGCGCGUGCGCAAUCUCCUACAAGGGAAAUGCAAAGAGGAGAUUCCGGAUACGGGAACAUUUAUCUGGGUCGAUGUGAGGGAUUUGGCAUUGGCGCACGUGAAAGCGAUUGAGAUUGCGGAGGCGGCGGGGAAGAGAUUUUUCAUCACGCAAGGGUAUUUUAGUAACAAGGAGAUUUGUGAGAUUAUUCGGAAGAAUUUCUCGGAGUAUGAGAAGGAGUUGCCGGGAAAGGAGGUUAAGGGGGUGAUUAUCCGGAAGGAGGGGUUUAUAAGUUUGAUAAUUCGAGGACGAGAAGUGUGUUAG
This is a messenger RNA of Botrytis fragariae, 4383 nucleotides long. RefSeq names its product putative calcium permease protein. Gene Ontology annotation, molecular function: calcium:proton antiporter activity. The record is from RefSeq and is a predicted model, not a curated record. Gene Ontology annotation, cellular component: endomembrane system; membrane. NCBI's taxonomy places the organism in Eukaryota, Fungi, Ascomycota, Leotiomycetes, Helotiales, Sclerotiniaceae. Gene Ontology annotation, biological process: intracellular calcium ion homeostasis; calcium ion transmembrane transport. Bases 1 to 4383 code for a protein of 1460 amino acids. The transcript has 6 exons.